Messenger RNA from Trichechus manatus latirostris (Florida manatee), 1002 nucleotides. RefSeq names its product hydroxysteroid 17-beta dehydrogenase 1 (gene HSD17B1). The transcript has 6 exons. Gene Ontology annotation, molecular function: estradiol 17-beta-dehydrogenase [NAD(P)+] activity. Gene Ontology annotation, biological process: estrogen biosynthetic process. NCBI's taxonomy places the organism in Eukaryota, Metazoa, Chordata, Mammalia, Sirenia, Trichechidae. Gene Ontology annotation, cellular component: cytoplasm; cytosol. The record is from RefSeq and is a predicted model, not a curated record. Bases 1 to 957 code for a protein of 318 amino acids.
AUGGACCGCACCGUGGUGCUCAUCACCGGCUGCUCCUCGGGCAUUGGCCUACACCUGGCACUGCGGCUGGCGUCCGACCCGUCCCAGAGUUUCAAAGUGUAUGCCACGCUGAGGGACCUGAAGGCUCAGGGCCCACUGUGGGAAGCGGCCCGGGCCCGGGGAUGCCCUUCUGGCUCCCUGGAGACACUGCAGUUGGACGUGAGAGACUCAGAUUCCGUGGCUGGUGCCCGGGCACGCGUGACUGAAGGCCGCGUGGACGUGCUGGUGUGUAACGCAGGCCGGGGCUUGGUCGGGCCGCUGGAAGCACACGUGGCCGGUGCUGUGAGCUCUGUGUUGGACGUGAACGUGGCCGGGACGGUGCGGACCCUGCAGGCCUUCCUGCCGGACAUGAAGCGGCGCCGCUCUGGGCGCGUGUUGGUGACCGGGAGCAUGGGAGGUUUGAUGGGGCUGCCCUUCAACGCCGUUUACUGCGCCAGCAAGUUCGCACUCGAAGGUUUAUGCGAGAGUCUGGCGGUUCUGCUGCUGCCCUUCGGGGUCCACAUGAGCCUCAUCGAGUGUGGCCCCGUGCACACCGCCUUCCAGGAGAAGCUGGAGGGCGGCCUGGGCGGGGCGCUAGACAGCGCGGACGCCAAAACCCGCGACCUCUUCUCCCGCUACCAGCGCCACUGCGAGCGGGUCUUCCGCGAGGCGGCGCAGGACCCAGAGGAGGUGACAGAGGUCUUCCUCACCGCACUGCGCGCCCAGCGGCCCGCACUGCGCUACUUUACCACCGAACACUUCCUGCCCCUGGUGCGCUUGCGCUUCGACGACUCCAGCGGCUGUAGCUACGUGGCCGCUAUGCGCCGUGCGGUGUUCGAAGACGAGUCCGCGGAGGGCCCCGAGAGCGCCCGAGUGGAGCCCGAGGCCGCAGGACUUGGGGGUUCUGAGCUUGGCGCCCCUGCCACCGCCCCGCAAUAAAGGCUUCGUCCUCCGUCUCCAGAGCCUUUUUUUGAUCCCCCUGAG